This is a messenger RNA of Rhinocladiella mackenziei CBS 650.93, 3327 nucleotides long. RefSeq lists its product as uncharacterized. The record is from RefSeq and is a predicted model, not a curated record. Gene Ontology annotation, cellular component: transcription factor TFIID complex. The transcript has 3 exons. Bases 1 to 3327 code for a protein of 1108 amino acids. Gene Ontology annotation, biological process: RNA polymerase II preinitiation complex assembly; transcription by RNA polymerase II. Gene Ontology annotation, molecular function: histone acetyltransferase activity; RNA polymerase II general transcription initiation factor activity; TBP-class protein binding. NCBI's taxonomy places the organism in Eukaryota, Fungi, Ascomycota, Eurotiomycetes, Chaetothyriales, Herpotrichiellaceae.
AUGGCGACCGAAUUGUACCAGCAAGCGAACGACAUCGACGGUCUCUUCGAUGAUGAUGAAGUGAUGGGAGAUUCGGCAGCGGCCUCGCCAUUCGACCAAAGUUUCAACUUGCCCGCCGAAGCCAACGAUGAAUUGAGUGCCCUGUUGAAUGAAGGCGGUGGUGGAGAGGGUCUGAAUUUGAAUGAACUGAAUGAAAGAGAGCUGGAACAAGGAGAAAAAGCAGAUGAUGCGGUUGACUACGAGGAUAUUGGGGAUGAUGAAUCUUUGCCGGAUGAGGAGCCGACCAAGAAGACUCAGGUUGAGAUCGGUACCGACUUGCUGCCUGGUAUUGAGGACAGCGUAUUGGAUGGUUUAGAUGAUGACGAUUUAUUUGGACCAUCUAGUCCAAUUUUGACGGCCCAUGAGCCACAGCCAGUGGUGGCGCCGUCAAAACCGGUUGACAGGCCUCUCCGCGAUGUUGAUCAAGAGUCGGACCUCGCGUCGGAGCAUGAAGGUGAUGCCACCCGGGACAUAUCAAUGCUUCAGCCGGAAUUGGAUGAGAUCGAAGAUGCCCAAUGGCGAACGCAAUUGGCGUUGUUUGCUCAGUCCGGCAAAGGCUACAUUCCUACCACGGCUGAAGAAAAUAUCGAAGAGUGGUUGAAGCUUGAAUUCCCUCAUUUCAAGCGUGACGAGACACCUUUUUUCAACAAGCUCUUCCCACCGAGACCGCACAAAUGGCAGGGGAAGACGCCGCUGAAGCCUCCCAGGCCAGUCCGGCCAGCCAAAGUCAAUUUGGAGAUUGAGCAAGACCAAAAGACCGCAUUCAACUCCGUGGUUGCCGUUGCUACGCCCGAGAUCACAACCGAUCUUGUCAAGGCUCAAGAGCUCACCACCGUUGAGAAGGUUGAAGAAUCUUCAGACGAGUCGGAUCUUGACGAACCUCUUCCUGGUGGUCUGACCAUGCGCGAUUUGGAAUUUGUGUGCACCGACUUCGAUACCCUGUCCCAUCUCGCACCCUCAGAUACAGAAGUGAUUGAAGUCAACCCUCGUGUCGUCGACAGCGAUGAUGAGAUGUUUGGUUUCGAUGACUUUGACGAAUUCGAACAGCCCCGGAAGAAGCGUCGUCUAGGCCUGCAUCCUCACGAAAUCGUCUCAAUUCAUCAGCUGGAAGUUCCUUCGUUGGACGAUCCUGAAAGACAAACGGCGAAAAUCGCCCGAAAGGUCGUUCUAGAUUUGAAUGAUUCAGGCUUACUCGUGGAGGAGGUGGACCCAGAGGCUGUCAAAGCCAAGGUCCGGCCAGGAGAGAAGACCAUCGCCGUUAAAACUCUGAAAGAUCGCCUUCAAACCCGGUUCAAGACUUCUAAUGAUGCCGAGUACGACCUCCUGAAACAGAACCACAAGGUCCGAGGACAGCUCACCAAUUUGAAUAUUGAGCAUUCGCUACCAGCUAUACGUCUUCAGUACCCAUACUACCAAGUCAGACUCUCUCUGCAGGAGCUCAGAAAUUAUCACCGGAGGAAGAUGAAUUUCAAGUACCCCAUCACGUUCUCUCAGCCAGCGAAGAUCAAGAGAAAACACCUGAAAAAACUCAAGACGGACGAAAUAUAUGUCCACACCAAGGACCUCUCUCUGGCCGACAACUCGUCCACAUUGCUUCUCGAGUACUCCGAAGAACACCCUUUGAUGUUAUCUCAGACUGGCAUGGGCAGUAAGAUCGUCAAUUAUUACCGGAGGAAAACCAAAGAAGAAACUUCCAGACCGAAGAGCGAAAUUGGUGAAACGUCCGUUUUGCUACCGGAAGACAAAUCCCCCUUCUAUAUCUUCGGUCAUAUUGAACCCGGUGAGACCAUCUCCGCGGUGUAUAAUUCGAUGUACAGGGCGCCCAUUUUCCCCCAGGAUGCCAAUUCCCACGACUUCUUGGUAAUCAGAGAAUCCACUGGCCUCGGCGGACAAUCUCACUAUCUCCGCAAUCUCGACAAUGUUUAUGUUGUGGGACAGGAACUUCCCUCCACCGCCAUUCCAGGGACUCAUUCUCGCAUGGUGACCACCGCGGCAAAGAAUCGACUGAAGGCAAUUUCUUACCGCAUCGCUCGGAAGAAGAAGAGCCAUCGCAUCCGUGUAGAAGAGGUCACCAAACAUUUCCCCGACACAACCGAUAUGCAAAACCGACAGAAAAUGAAAGAAUUCAUGGUAUUCAACAAAGAACACAAAGAGUGGGAAAUGAAACCUGGGGAAGAAGUGCCAAAGGAAGACAUCAUUCAAAAUCUCAUCCGACCGGAAGACAUCUGCCUUCUGGAAUCGAUGCAAGUCGGAGCGCAAUAUCUGCAAGAUGCGGGUUACGCCGACAACGAUGACGAAGAUGACACCAAGGACAAAGAAAACGACAACGAUAGUGUCGAGCAGCAAUUGGCACCCUGGAGAACCACCAAAAACUUUCUUCAAGCGACUCAAGGCAAGGCAAUGCUCAAGUUGUACGGGGAAGGUGAUCCUUCCGGCCGAGGUGAGGCAUUUUCGUUCAUCAAAACCAGCAUGAAAGGUGGCUUCAGACCCAUUGGCGGCUCCGCUCAAGAUGCCAUUGCUCUGAAGAAAGAAUUGGGCGGCCAUAGCUACAACGUCGCCCGCCAGCAAAAGUCCUACGAGGAGUCUAUCCGCGGUAUCUGGGAUAAACAGAAAGCGAGUCUGAGCUCCAAAAUUGAACCGUCAGAUCUGGACAUGGAUGGCGAUGUUGAUGCCCAAGAAGACAAAUAUCCCGACCGAUCCCAUGUCCGAUCAACGCCCAUGUCGGGAACUCACACACCGGUAACAUCCCGACGUCGGGAUGAUGAGACAACCACGUCAUUUAGCCGACGCAGUGUCAAUAGCCAAAGCCAGAGAGCCUUGAGAAUUGUUCGCACCGUCGUGAGAGAUGGUGAAAAAGUCCAACAAGAGCAUUACGAAACCGAUCCAGCAGUCAUCAAGCAAUACAUGAGGAUCAAGGAAAUGGAAGAAGCUCAAUCUACAAGCUUGAAUGACAUCGUGCCUACCGGCGAUGCCGAAUACGAUGCUCAGUUCGCUAACAUUCACAUCAGACUUGAAGAAGAACUGGCGAAACUCGAGAAAAACGUCGCCCGCAGGAAACAACGCAACAAGAACAAAGCUGCCGCAGCUGCGACUUCACCGGGCGGCACCGCCCUGUCACCUGACGCCGAUGGUGGUGGCAAGAACACCCAACCGACGCAGCGGAAGUGUGCCAAUUGUGGUCAAGUCGGCCACAUCAAAACCAACAAAAAGUCAGUCAACUGUCGUAAUUGCUAUCUCCCCAUUGAUCGCAAGGUUGUGUCCUCAUUCAUGGACGCGCUGAGUUUUUGA